AAGAUUAAAUUAAUGUAUUGUGGAACCCAUAGUUAGAUUGAAUGUUAGCCACAUAUCAUACUUCUGAGUAAAAUUUUGAGUUCGAAAAAUUGUCUUUUUAAUUCCAGCCAGCCAAUAUUGAUUCUGUCUCAUGCUCUCUGAGUCUCUGGAGCCAUUGAUUUUUUAAAUCUUUUGGAUUUUGGGUCAAAGCCUUGGUACGUAAACAUAUAUAUAUAUAUAUAUAUUACUCAUAAAACUAUAUAUAGAGACAUGCUUCUAGAACAUAUAUAUUUAUAAGCUUUAAUAUAUAUUAGAGCGUAGAUAUUUAUAGGGUUUUCAUCCUCUCCUCAGGAUUGCAGAAUAAUUUAAUCUAAUAAGUCUUAUAAUUAUAUAUAUUAAUAAUAAAAUUCGGAUUGUUAAGGCUCAUGUCCCCCGAAUUUAACUUAAUAAAUUUUGAUUCAAAACUUUGACAAAACUAAAAUUUUGAUUCAGAGCUUUGACAAAACUAAAAUUAUACUGUACAAACUCUACUUUUAUAAUCCAAACUCACCUACUUACAUUAUAAAUGAACAAUCAUUUCAAAUGUUGAAUGCAGAGCACUGGUCAAUAGUUUUGGGACACUAAAGUCAUGCUUACAUAAUUAAAAUACAUAUCUAUUGUUUGACAUCAUGAUAUAAAGCUUGUACCUAGUGGUAGGAUCUCUGUCUCUCUGUCUCUCUCUCUCUCUCUCUCUCCACUCCAAUAUGGAAGUAACAGUGAGCUCUAUUAUUGCCUCCAUUGCUUUGGUGACUUUGGUAACAUAUGCAUGGAAGGUGGUGAACUGGGUAUGGUUGAGGCCGAAGCAGAUAGAGAAAUGCUUGAGAGAGCAAGGUUUCAAAGGAAAUCCAUACAAAGUGUUGUAUGGAGACACAAAAGAGAUGAUAUCAAUGAUGAGAGAAUCAAAAUCGAAAUCCAUGGACACGUCCUCAGACGAUAUUGUCCCACAUCUCCUACCAUCCCACCCUAACUAUGUCAACCUUCAUGGUAAAAAUUACUUUCAAUGGAUGGGCCCAACACCAAGAGUGACCAUUGCAGAUCCUAAACAUAUAAAGGAGAUUUUGUUUAACCAUGAAGUCUUUCAAAAACCAACCAAUAACCCACUUGGAAAAUUACUAGUACGAGGGCUUGGGUCGUAUGAAGGUGAGAAAUGGGCUAAGCACAGAAACCUUAUCAACCCAGCCUUUCAUCUAGAAAAGUUGAAGCAUAUGGUACCAGCAAUGUGCUCAAGUUGUAGUGAGAUGAUAAGCAAAUGGGAAGUGUUAGUCUCAUCAACAAAAGGGUCAUGUGAGGUUGAUGUAUGGCCUUAUCUUGAUAAUCUCACAGGCGAUGUGAUUUCUCGGACAGCAUUUGGUAGUAACUAUGAAGAAGGAAAAAAGAUAUUCCAACUUCAAAAAGAACAAACCGACCUUAUAAUCCAACUCUUGCGGUCAUUUUACAUUCCAGGAUGGAGGUUUCUACCAACGAAGACAAACAAGAGGAUGAAAGCAAUCUAUAAUGAAGUGGGAACUCUACUGAAAAAUAUCAUCAUCAACAAAAGAGAGCAAGCUAUGAAAGGAGACGAUGGAAAUGAUGAUUUAUUGGGAAUACUAUUGAAAACAAAUUUGAAAGCAAGUCAAGAACAAGGAAAUGAGAAAAACAUCACAUUAACAAUAGAAGAGGUGAUUGAUGAGUGCAAGCUAUUCUAUAUCGCUGGGCAAGAGACCACCUCAUCUUUGCUUGUGUGGACGAUGGUCUUGUUGAGUAAGCAUCAAAAGUGGCAAGCUCAAGCGAGAGAAGAGGUUUUGGCAGUAUUUGGAGACAACAAACCAGACUCUGAUGGGUUAAAUAAACUUAAAACUAUUACCAUGAUUCUCUAUGAAGCUCUUAGGUUAUACUCCCCACUAGCCUUCAUGAUUCGAACUAUACGAAACAAGACAAGACUAGGAGAAGUUGUUCUACCCCCUGGAGUGGAUCUUUUUGUGCCAAUGAUUGCAAUCCAUCAUGACUCUGAAAUUUGGGGUAAAGAUGCAACGAAGUUUAAGCCAGAGAGAUUUUCUGAAGGAAUUACAAAGGCAACAAAGGGCCCAGGCACAUUCUUUCCGUUUGGUGGGGGUCCUCGUAUAUGCAUUGGACAAAACUUCGCAAUGGUGGAAGCAAAAAUAGCCUUAGCAAUGAUUUUGCAACACUUCUCAUUUCAGCUUUCUCCAUCGUAUGUGCACGCUCCUUUCCAAAUCUUGACACUCCAACCCCAACAUGGUGCUCACUUGAUCUUACAGAAAAUCUAGGAUCUAAAUCUUUGCAACAACAAUUUGUGAAAAUGAGGAUCAUACCUUUGUGGUUAAUAUUGUACUAGAAUAAAAUUUAAUAUGCUUACAAGCAUUUGGAAAUUCAAUACGAAGGUAUUUACUAUGUAACAUUUACAGUGACUAGCUUAUGGAAUAUAGAACAAAGUCUUGCUAAAUGUUUUGUA
Messenger RNA from Camellia sinensis, 2467 nucleotides. RefSeq names its product cytochrome P450 CYP72A219. NCBI's taxonomy places the organism in Eukaryota, Viridiplantae, Streptophyta, Magnoliopsida, Ericales, Theaceae. The record is from RefSeq and is a predicted model, not a curated record. Gene Ontology annotation, molecular function: heme binding; monooxygenase activity; oxidoreductase activity, acting on paired donors, with incorporation or reduction of molecular oxygen.